Molecule: messenger RNA, 396 nt
Organism: Cryptococcus wingfieldii CBS 7118
Lineage: Eukaryota; Fungi; Basidiomycota; Tremellomycetes; Tremellales; Cryptococcaceae
Product: NADH dehydrogenase (ubiquinone) 1 alpha subcomplex 6
Exons: 3
Coding region: 1-396 (131 amino acids)
Biological process (GO): response to oxidative stress
Source: RefSeq, a predicted model, not a curated record
AUGGCCACACUCCCCGCCCGUCUGGCAAAGGCCACAAAGUCCAUCAACUCUUGGGAAGAGGCCCGAAGCGCCUCUCUUGCUGCCUACCGCACAUGGUACAGAUCCGCCCCUGAGAUUGUGCAGCUCUAUGGACUGCAUGUAUCCCCCACCCUCGUCCGAAUGAAGAUCAGACAAGAUUUCGAGAGAAACAGGGAAACCAUCACCGACCUCUCUGUGAUGAACAUUAUGCUGCUCAAGAACCACCAGGAGUUCCAGGAGACCAUGAACUUGUGGAAGCAGGAACCCCAUAUCAUGCACUGGUUCAAGUCGAUCGAAGACCCUCCCAAACCCAAGACCUUCCUCGACAAAUUCUACGCUGGCCGAGACGACCCAUCACAACUCGAGCCUACGUACUAG